UUGCUCCGCGCUCUCUCUCUCUCUCCCUCUCUCUCUCUCUCGGCCAACUCUCCCUCCCUCCCAUCACCCAAUCCUGCCACCGCUCUCUUCCUCCCAAUCCCUCCCCUCCGGCCUGUUCCCUACGGUUGGGUGGGUGGGGUGAAGCCGUCACGUUGUUGUUGCCAAUCCCCAGUGAAUGGCAUUUCCUUUGAAUUGUACGGCGCUGGCCCAGGGUCCGGGGUCAACUGUCCGGUGGCAGAGAAAGAUUUUAAAGCAGCGACCGUUCCCUGAAAGCGACCCCUCUGAUAGCCGUGCGACAGAACAGUUGCCCCGUGGUUUCCUUGGCUCUGCUCGGCUCAGUUGUUUUACACACUCACUUGUUGACAAGUGUGAGUGAUUGCACCGGCAGGCGAGUGUUGUCCGUCCGAAUGUGGCGAAGAAAGUAAACGGAAAGUGUUUGAAGGAUUUGCAGCCACUCGCUGAACCAGCCAUGGGCACACUCGGUCUCACACUCACCGCGCAUCUCCUGGUAAAUUCCCGCUGUUUCUAUCAUGGGUUGACUGGCGAUUCCUCACACGCGGAGGUUUGUUUUCCCAAUUGCAUGAAACCGACUGGAAGCGGAGGGGCUGCGGCACUUUGGGCGGACGCUGCCCACGCCUUCUGGUUGAAAUGUCCCCCUGUAAUGAACAUCGACAUUUCCGACUACCGCGGAUGUCCCGCAGGUGAUCACAGACUGGAGAAUUGCUCUCAGACUCUCUCUCUCUCUCUCUCGUUUCUUCCAGGUAAUCCAAGAAAGCGAGCGAGUCGAUAUUAUCUUGUGUAGCAGAAAAGUUCCUUCUCCCAGAGGGAAGAUUUUGGUAAUGCAAGCAAGAGUGGGACUUCGCAUUUCUUUGAAGCCCUUUCCCAUUACUUGGACAAUCGCUUCGCUGGAGUUUCCACCCCAAUGACUUGCCAAGAAGCAUCGGACGAUGUGAAUUCAAUGCGGACUGGCCGGGGUCCCCAGAUAGAGGCGAGGGCGUCGGAAAGCGAACAGGACCGCAUUUCGGCAGCCAUGGCGGAUCUUCAGAGGACAGGAUGGUAUUGGGGAGCUCUUAAUGCAAAUGAAGCAAAUGAGAAGUUAAAGGAAGCCGCUGAAGGAACUUUUCUGGUGAGGGACAGUUCGCAUCGUGAUUAUUUUCUCACCAUUUCUGUAAAAACUGUUUUGGGACCAACCAACCUGAGAAUUGAAUACCAAGACGGCAAAUUUAGACUGGACUCAGUGAUUCUUGCAAAACCAAAGCUUCAGCAGUUUGACAGUGUGGUCCACUUGGUGGAAUAUUACGUAAUCUUAUGUCGGAUGAUACAGAAUGCCCAAUGUCUAACUCCCCAGAACGGAGACGUCCAGCUGCAGCUGACCAAACCAUUGUAUAAUGAGACUCCCACUUUGCAACAUUUCUGCCGUAUUAAUAUCCAUAAAGCAACCAAAAAGAUUCAUGAACUUCCUUUACCAACCAAACUGAAGAAGUACUUGUUGGAAUACAAGUAUCAGGUUUAAAACUUUCUAUAGAGGGAGGAAGUCCAGGAGAGAAAUUAUGUUCAAAGUGCCUCCCCCAGUCAGGAACUUGGUUCCUGUUUGAUUGUUUUGUUUUUUGUAAAGUAUUGUCUGAUCUUAUCACCUCUGGGUCUUUCUAGCCAACUAUUCUGUUCAUUCUUUUACUGGAAUGGGAUGUUCAGGAAUUGCAGCAGCAAAAUUGAUUCAAUCAGAAUGUUAUUUGGUUACUAACUGAUCCAAUCUGAAGCAACCUAACCAUGGAAAGGCCUCUAGCAAUUAAGUACUGAAUAGUGUUACCCUUGGAGUUGACUUUCCCUUUGGAUUUUAUUGUUUGGGACAUCUUGAUUGAAACAAUUAACUGAUCUGCAUUACAUUUUUCAAUCAUGAUUGAUCUUGGUUUAAUCACAUAUUAGAUUGAUACACAUCACUGCUAUUUAUUCAUGUACCAGAUAUUCCUCUUUCAGUAUACCAAGUUUGUUAUAUGGAUGUCUGUUUGCCUAUAUCUCAACUUGCUCCUUACUGUUGGAGGGGGUGAUUUUGCUGCUUGGUCAAAGAGUUUUUGGCUCAAUCACCUUUAUCUCCUUCAUCAUAAGUUCAGAGUGGAGAUGUUUACUGAUUACACAAGGUUAUUUUCCAUUUACAGCUUCUUAGCAAAUGAAGCAAUCUGUACCUUCAAGCAGCAAGUCGUGGACAACAUUCAGUCUGGUUGACAUAACACAAAACAACUGCCAAGCAAUGACCAUCUCCAACUACACCUGGCCAUAAUAUUCAACAGCAUUACUACCACCAACCUGUGGGCUGGCCUCCCAUCUUGCACUUUCCACAAAUUCCCACUCUCACAUUCAAAUGCCUACAUGGCCCAUCUCUGUUCUCCUCCAAGUUGCUGCCAUUUUUGGCCUCAUGCCCUUUUGCUGAUUUUCAUCAAUCCACCGGUGCUGUGGAUCAGUCCAAGGAGUGACAUCCUUGAACUUCUCCCCCACCCUCCCAUCCUUUAGGGCACUCUUUAAACCUUCAUCGUGGGCAAGUUUUCAGUCACUUGUAGCCUAUAUCUCUUUAUGUGGUUCAGUGUGAAACAUUGUCAAAUGAUGCUUCAAUAUGCAACUUCCAGAGAGGUUAUGGCAAGAGAUUGAGAAAAAUAUUACAAAAAAGGCAGACAUUGCUGCAAUUCAUAAGGAAUCGUACUUUUGAUUAAAUGUUUUGGAUCCAUUUGGUAAUUUGAAC
Pristis pectinata (smalltooth sawfish) is the source of this 2731-nucleotide messenger RNA. It is a transcript of the gene socs2, whose product is annotated as suppressor of cytokine signaling 2. The record is from RefSeq and is a predicted model, not a curated record. NCBI's taxonomy places the organism in Eukaryota, Metazoa, Chordata, Chondrichthyes, Rhinopristiformes, Pristidae. Gene Ontology annotation, molecular function: 1-phosphatidylinositol-3-kinase regulator activity. The transcript has 2 exons. Gene Ontology annotation, biological process: intracellular signal transduction; phosphatidylinositol phosphate biosynthetic process. Gene Ontology annotation, cellular component: phosphatidylinositol 3-kinase complex. The coding region runs from base 923 to 1513 and encodes 196 amino acids.